AACAUAGAAAGCAGAAUGAAUCCCAAGAGCGAGGUCCUGGUUGCUGCUGUGCUGCUCCUUCUGAUGGCCUGCGUCCAGUGUCAACUGACAUUUUCGCCUGACUGGGGCAAGAGAUCUGUGGGUGGUGCCAGCGGCGGGUCAGGAUCCUUCUUCGAGUCCUCCCAAGGCAACUGCAAAACCUCCAACGAAAUGCUCCUCGAAAUCUUUCGAUUUGUUCAGUCACAGGCUCAGCUCUUCCUUGACUGCAAGCACCGGGAAUAGAAACAGGAUUCCAAUUCGGAUCUCGGAUAAUGUCUAGCACACACACACACACAUACACUAUCUAUAUACCCAUGUAUCUAUAUAUAUAUUUAUAUUCGCACGUUAUCGAGGUAGUCGUAGUCGGCAUUUAGAUUUAGAGGAAUUUCCGUUUUCGAACAAUAAAUAAGCGCAUCCAAAAUGUAA
Molecule: messenger RNA, 444 nt
Organism: Drosophila bipectinata
Lineage: Eukaryota; Metazoa; Arthropoda; Insecta; Diptera; Drosophilidae
Gene: Akh
Product: Adipokinetic hormone
Cellular component (GO): extracellular region
Molecular function (GO): hormone activity
Source: RefSeq, a predicted model, not a curated record